Agelaius phoeniceus (red-winged blackbird) is the source of this 3475-nucleotide messenger RNA. It is a transcript of the gene RCC1L, whose product is annotated as RCC1 like. Gene Ontology annotation, cellular component: mitochondrial inner membrane. Gene Ontology annotation, biological process: positive regulation of mitochondrial translation. Lineage: Eukaryota; Metazoa; Chordata; Aves; Passeriformes; Icteridae. The record is from RefSeq and is a predicted model, not a curated record. Gene Ontology annotation, molecular function: guanyl-nucleotide exchange factor activity; rRNA binding.
AUGGCGCUGGGUCGACCUGUGCACACGCUCCGCUCAGAAGGCGGUGUGGCCCCUUUAAGAGACGCGCGCCGUGGCCGCGCGCAUGCGCGCAGGGAGCUGACGCCGCGCGCGCCCGCGUGUGAGGGCGGCCAAGAUGGCGGCGGCCUGAGGGCAGCGAUGGCGGGGCUGGCGCGGCGCCUGCUCUGCAGGGGCUUCUGCGUGUCGGCGGAGCCACCGAGCACCCGCCAGCUGCGGGAGGCUGAGGAGGCUGCCCCGGUGUUCCAAUACGCGGGGAAGGCGGCCAGGCGCAAGGACCGCGUGUUCGUGUGGGGAUUCAGCUACUCGGGCGCCCUGGGCAUCCCCAGCUUCGUGAAGCCGGACGCGGGCUGGAAGAAGCCGCGGCGCAUCCAGCCCACGCCGUACCGCCUGGAGACCGAGGACAAGAUAUCUUCUGCUGCCUGUGGUUAUGGAUUCACACUGCUGGCUUCCAAUACCAGAGACAUCACCAAAGUGUGGGGCAUGGGGCUCAACAAGGAUUCCCAGCUUGGAUUCCAGAGGAGCAGAAGAGAUCAAACUAAGGGCUAUGAAUAUGUCCUGGAACCAUCUCCAAUUCCAUUACCACUGGAGAAACCCCAGCAAACUCGAGUCUUGCAGGUGUCCUGUGGGAGAGCCCAUUCCCUGGUCCUGACAGAUAGUGAAGGAGUUUUCACAAUGGGAAACAAUUCUUAUGGCCAGUGUGGCCGGAAGGUUGUUGAAGAUGAAAUUUACAGUGGAAGCCAUGUCAUUCAUCAGCUGAAGGAGUUUGACAGCAAAGUUGUCCAGGUUGUGUGUGGGCAGGACCACAGUCUGUUUAGAACCAAGAAAGGUUCAGUCUAUGCAUGUGGAUGGGGAGCUGAUGGACAAACAGGUCUUGGACACUAUAAGAUCACCAGUGUUCCUACUAAGCUGCAUGGUGACAUUGCUGGAGUGAACAUUAUCCAGGUCUCUUCCUAUGGGGACUGCUGUCUGGCUGUUUCAGAUGAAGGAGAUGUCUUUGGCUGGGGAAAUUCAGAAUACUUGCAGCUGGCCUCUGUCACAGAAACCACACAGGUGAAUGUUCCCAGGCAUUUGCCAUUCAAGAUUGGGAAGGUGAAGGAGGCUGCCUGUGGAGGGACUGGCAACAUUGUGCUAACAGAAGAAGGAAAUGUUUUUGUCUGGGGAUAUGGAAUUCUUGGGAAAGGACCAAACCUAACAGAGACAGCAGAGCCAGAGAUGAUCCCACCCAGCCUUUUUGGCUGGUCAGACUUCAGUCCAGACACUCGUGUUGCUCGUGUUCGCUGUGGGCUCAGCCAGUUUGCAGCCCUUACAAACAGAGGAGAACUGUUUGUGUGGGGGAAGAAUCUAAGAGGGUGCCUGGGAACUGGAAGAAUGGAAGACCAGUAUUUCCCAUGGAGGGUGACUGUGCCCGGUGAGGUGGUGGAUGUGGCCUGUGGAGUUGAUCAUAUGGUGAGCAUGGUCAGGUCUUUCACCUAGGGCUGCUGCUGGCUCUCAGCACUGCACCAGGGCCAUGCAGGGACUUGGUGACAAGCUUCUUGGAAAGGAAAACUCAUUUUGUGAAACCAAGUGACUGUGAGCAGAGACAGCCAUAGCAGUGUCUGGGUGUGUUAUCAUCCCUGCAUCUCUGGAAUGCUCUGGCCUGGCUGCAGGAAGGAAGCACAUUCCCUGAGGAGUGUGGGAUGCAAGGAGUGCUUGGCUCCUUCCUGAUGAACUCCCAGAGGAUCUGAGGCCCAGCCCCAAGCUGGUGAGCCCCCUCUGUGCCUGAAGAUGAGGAGUAUCUCCCUUAAGGAAGACUGGCAUGGGAUGAAAUCUACAGCACAGGACAUUGAUAUAUGGACAUUUCCUGUCACCAGCUCUGGAGUGUCAGCAUUGGGCAGAGCCAAACUAUUUCUCAAGGGAAAAGUUGUGUGGUUUUUAAUUACUGUUAUGUGGAAGAGUGGUCAUGCUAGGUCUUGAAGCUGUCCUGGGUGGCCACCCUGAGCUGCAGUGUGCCCAGGCUGUUGUGCUGUGCAGAAAUGGGAUGCACAGCCCCUGCCUGCAGGCAGUGAUGUGUCUCUGGGCUGUUGGAGGCUCUCUGUGGUAGUGCUGAAGACUGAACACCAAAGGAACACCAAGAGUGAGAACCUGUUUGCAGGGGUAAGUGCUAUCCAAGAAGACAGCAGGCUGUCUGUGCUGCAGGAGGACAGAUGGAUGGGGACAGCAGCCAAGCCAGCUUAGUGAGGGAGGCUGGAAACAAAGCCCUGCAGAGUCAGUGCUCAGGCAUGGAUGUGAGCAGUGCUCACUGCCCCUCAGGUACCUUUUUCUCCUUUUGCUGAUCACACAUCACUGCCUUUGAUUUUGUUUGGAUUCCCUGCACCCUUUCUGUUUUCAGAGCUAUGGCUCUCAGUUGCAAUUAGCAGGGGAUUCCAGGAUGGCCUAGCAGGGGAAGGAGUCUUCAUGGGUAAGAAGCAGAGCUUCAUUCCUUGGUGCCUUCGUGGCAGCAAGCUGACAGAGAUGGCUGCAACAGCUGUGUGUUACUGUGGCAGGCACUUCCCAAUCUCACACCCAGCUGUGGGACACUCUCCUGUGCAGCACUCCAAACACCAGGCAGGCAGAGCUGUGUCUUUUCUCUCUAUGUGGGUUACUUCUAGUGUGCAAACUAUUUUGGUGGAAUCCAAGCUGGUAGGUUUUCAAUAAAGUGAUUAUAAAAUCAUUAUCAGUAGUAAUAGGAAUGUUCUUGAGCAUGAUCUGCUCAUGCAUUGAUGGGAUCUGCAUUUGAACUGCAGCAUUUUGGUUCACAGUUGUGUGAGAGGAAGCCACUUCUGCCAGCUGAGCCAGCUCCAUACCUGCAGGAUUUACAGUGCUGUAGUCAGGCAUUGCACCCAUGGCCCGUGGGACACCACAUAUAUUGGCUUCAUUAGAUGAAAUUCUGUACCAAAACUUGCUCUGUAAACUUUACCUUGAUUAAAUAAGUUUUAAAGGGUUUGCAUAAAUUAUAGGAAAGGUGAACCAAAGUACAUGGAAAUAGAGACACAUCUCUUGAGUUGUUGAUGUUCCUGUGUGACAGGUGUUGCUGGGUGGGUGAGGCAGAACAGAAAGCUGCUAUGAAAGUGGCAGACCUUCACUACUCUGAACUCCCAUUUGCUUGGCUUUAAUUUACAUUUACCUGAUUCUGCAUGCAACUUGGGCAACUUGCAGUGCUCAGGCAUGUCUUGUUGGCCUUACAAGAGUAGGUUUGCCCUGUCAGCUUGAGGAGGCUUAUUAAAACAUGGAAAUCAUGGAAAAAACUGGUGAGAAAGGUGUAACAAACAAUUCCCUUCAUGGAUGUUGCUGUUGGGUGGGCUGGUUGGUGCUGGGCUCUCAGCUGCUCUCACUCCCAGCUGUUUCCCAAUGCACCUUGGGGCUGGGCCUUCUGAAGAGCUGGUUUCAGUCCUGGUGUUGCAUUCUUGCUGUGCAAUAAAUUGCAAAUUCUUUGUGUUAA